CAGAGCUACAACAUCCCUUCACCAAACGACAUGGUCGUGGACACAGACGACUAUGUCGGUGCUCCCAAUGCCCCCGAGAAAGAGCAUGUGGCCAUCAUCAACCCAGAUGGCGGCGUCGAACACGAAGCUGAUCAGCUACAAGACCUGCCUUUGGCCAACGACUAUGAAGCCAUGAAAGAAAUUGUCCUCCCGCCGCUGCUCGACGAACCCAAAAUCCUCGAAGACUUUACACAUACAUGGACCGUCGACAACUGGCGAAGUCUUAGCAAGAGAGAACAUGGCCCCAUUUUCCAAGCAGGUGGCUUCCCAUGGCGCGUCCUCCUGUUCCCCCACGGAAACAACACUGACCAAUGUUCCAUUUACCUGGAGCAUGGAUUCGAGCCUGAUGCCGUCCCCGAGAAUUGGAGUUGCUGCGUGCAGUUUGGCUUGGUACUUUGGAACCCUAAUGACCCUAGCCUAUAUGUCAACCACGCAGCACACCAUCGCUUCACUAAGGAAGAAGGGGACUGGGGCUUUACUCGCUUUGUUGAGAUUAGGAGGAUGUUCAACGUGCCAUGGGAAGGCGACAGCCGGCCGCUGGUCGAGAGUGAUACCGCUAACAUAACAGCUUACGUUCGCUUUGUCGAAGACGAGACCGGUGUGCUAUGGCACAACUUUGCCAACUACGAUUCAAAGAAAGAAACUGGAUAUGUUGGUCUGAAGAACCAAGGCGCCACUUGCUACCUCAACUCCCUUCUCCAGUCGUUAUACUUUACAAACGCCUUCAGAAAAGCCAUUUACGAAAUUCCAACAGAAAAUGACGAGAACAUGCAGAAUUCGGCAUACACGUUGCAAAGACUAUUUUAUCAGUUGCAGACAUCCGAACAAGCCGUUAGCACGAGUGAGCUAACAAAAUCAUUUGGAUGGGAGACGAGGCACAUCUUUGAGCAGCAAGAUGUGCAAGAGUUGUCGCGAAAACUCAUGGAACGCAUGGAGGAGAAGAUGAAGGGCACAAAGGCCGAAAACGUUUUGCCUGAGCUCUUCAGUGGUAAGAUCAAGACAUACAUUUCUUGCAUAAAUGUAGACUACGAAUCAAAACGCAUCGAGGAUUUUUGGGAUAUUCAGCUCAACGUCAGUGGCAACAAGAACCUUUUGGAGAGUUUCCAGGACUACAUCCAAGUCGAAAAGAUGGACGGAGAGAACCAAUAUUUUGCUGGCGACGAGCACAAGUUACAGGACGCCAACAAGGGCGUCAUCUUCAACAGCUUCCCCGACGUGCUGCAUCUCCAGCUCAAACGAUUUGAAUAUGACAUCCAAAGAGACAUGAUGAUGAAGAUCAACGAUCGCUACGAGUUUCCUGACAUUUUUGACGCCGCCCCUUACCUUGUCGAGGACGCCGACCGUUCCGAGCCUUGGAUCUACCAGCUGCAUGGAGUCCUUGUCCACAGCGGCGAUUUGAAUGCCGGACAUUAUUAUGCGUUUAUCAAACCAUCAAAGGACGGCUGGUUCUACAAAUACGACGACGACAAGGUCACAAAGGCCACGUCUCGGGAGGUCUUGGAAGAGAACUAUGGCGGAGAAUAUAGAGCAUCCAACGGCUACCUCAGAGCACCUCUUCAAAAGAAGGCACCCAUCAUGCGCCAGAACAGUGCUUACAUGCUGGUAUAUAUCCGCCAAACUCGACUCGACAAGGUCCUGUGUCCAGUUACCAAGGAAGAUACUCCUGCACAUCUGCGGAUUAAAUUCGAGGAGGAAAAUGCUCUGAGAGAGGCCCGUCGACGCGAGCAGAAGGAGGCUCACUUGUUUAUGAUGGCCAAGGUGAUAACAAACGAAACCUUUGCAAAAUUCGGCGGAACCGAUCUUUGCGUCUUUGAUCCCAUCUCUGAGACCGAUCCCGCGUCACCCAAGCUGUAUCGCAUCCGCCGAGCUAUGCCUAUGCAAGAAUUCGUCGCUCAAGUUGCUGCUGACAUGGGCCAAGAACCAGCUCGUGUCAGGCUGUGGCUGAUGGUCAACCGGCAAAACAAAACAAUUCGACCAGAUCAGCCAAUCAUGGAUCUUCGACCAACUGUCGAGGAGAUUUUUUCUCGCUCCGCUGCUCACCGCGACACCAGUCUGCGUGUUUGGGCAGAGGUUGCAGCUGACGUCAACGAAAACGGCGAGCCCAUCUGGGCAUCGUACCAGAGCCAGCCAAAUGGUGUUGUUGUGAAGAAUGAUACCAUCCUCUUGCUACUGAAGAAUUUCGAUGUAGAGAGGCAGACCCUGGAAGGCGUAGGCCAUCUUUAUAUCAGCAAAGAAAAGAGGGUCGAUGAACUUGUUCCCAUGAUUCUUCAGAAGAUGGGCUGGGGGGAUAAGCUUCCCUCUGACGAGAAGCUGUUGAUGUGGGAGGAAAUCAAACCGACCAUGAUUGAGCCUCUGAAGGGCAAGCAGACCCUCAAAGCUGCCGAACUUCAGGAUGGCGACAUUGUCUGCUUCCAACGUGUCUCUGACAAGAAAACAGAGGCUACGCGCGCUUCUGACAAGGCAUCUCAAGAAACAAACAAAUCAUUUGACCGCGUUGAAGAUGCUCGCGAAUACUACGAUUUCCUUGAGCACAAGCGAACCGUAAAAUUCCACGCUCAUCCAACUAGAUCUGACCAGACACAAUAUCCUCCAUUUGAGCUUGUCCUCAACUCAAAGAUCACUUACGACGUUUUGUCUGAGCGAGUCGGCGCGCACCUCAAUGCCCCCUCGACACACAUCCGGCUAUGGACGGUGAACUCGAGCACAAGCAACCCCAAGGCUCCUGUACGACGGGGUACAAACCCGACACUGCGACAGAUUUUGAAUCCUCUGGGCUCAAAUACGUUGAAUGCGACUCAGCGAAGUGAUGCCUUUUACUUUGAGGUGCUAGAAAUGAGCUUAGCUGAGCUGGAUACCAAGAAGAAUAUCAAGCUGACGUGGUUGAGCGAGGGUAUUACGAAAGAGGACCAGCUUGACUUGCUCGUAUCAAAGACUGGAACUAUCGAAGACCUGAUACAAGCUUUGAUUAAGAAGGCCAAGAUCGCCGAUGAAGCGGAAGGCGGAAGAAUACGGGUAUACGAAACAAGCUCUAACAGAUUCUAUCGUGAGCCCGCACGCGAUCAAUCCGUCCUGAAUUUGAACGAGUACACCCAAAUCUUUGCUGAAAGAGUUCCGGAAGAGGAGAGAACAGCCGAGGAUAGCAACUUCAUUCACGUUUUCCACUUCCAAAAUGAAGUCAACAGAGUCCACGGUGUUCCUUUCAAGUUCCUUCUCCUCGAGGGCGAGAAAUUCGCUGAUACGAAGAAGCGACUGGAGAGAAGAACUGGAAUCAAAGGCAAGAGCUUCGAGAAGAUCAAGUUUGCCAUUGCCAGACGAGCAAACUAUUCAAAACCACAGUAUCUUAAUGAUGACGAUGAGCUGUGGAACAUAGCCUCAUCCGAGGAUGACUACCUUGGCUUCGAUCAUCCGGAUAGAACAAGGGCCUUGAGAAACGGCGUUGGGGACCUUUUCCUUCGUUAAGCGCAACAGUAUCCGAGCUAAAUUCGUGUCGAGGGCACGCAGCUGUGUGAAGAGACUUACGGAACGGCUCGAGGAGUCUGGUAUAUCCAGUCUCAUAUCAUACCCAUCAAUCACAUCAAAGUGAUUCAUGUCUUGUGUUGAGGCGAUGGUCGUUUUCCUUUUAUUAUAUAUGUUGAGAUUUUGUCAACCUCUUCCUUCUCUCGUUUCAGGAAUGCAUGUGGCGACGCAUGAUGCAGAUGAAUUAUGGAAUGACAUUUGUUUUGAUACAGUAUCAAUACAAAGAGCAUACUUGGAUUGAAGUGGUCUCUAGCAUUUGACUCUGACGGCUAUCUGUUGUUCUCAAGGUCUAUAGCACAGCUAUUGUAUUAUUAUCAAAUCAAGUAGUAAGUUGGAGAUUAAUACCAAUCUCUUGGUUGCGUGACUGUAUAGGAUAGAAUAUAGUUUGGCACUCGGAAAUAUACGCCUUUUUAGUAUUGCUUCAAGGUACUCUUCUUAUCCUCCCAAGUAUUAUUACUUGAUCGUUUCCUCUAACGUGUCGAUUGCCAAUUCCUAGGAAAUUCCUCUCAGUUUAUCUUGCUCUUUUUUUCUCUCAGUGAGUUGAUUAUAAAACUGAGAUGUAUACGCUAAUUGCGCUUGUUCAAUGCCAAGGCCUCCUCCUUUUUAUCAUCCUCUUGUUAUGUUCAUUGCUCUAUAUUAUUGGAUCAUAAUCUGUCAUCAGAAAAUACUCAGGGCGUUCUCAGGUCAGACAUGUCAGUAGCAGUUUCAUGCCUGGAGUCUCGUUGGGCCUUUCGCCCCUAUAAUUCGCUUUUCGUUCUUAUCGUAUGAGUUGUAGUUUAGUUGCUCAAGCAAAGGAAAUUGAGUAAGGCUCCCUUUCAUUUGCCGGCAUCUCGCGCUCUCGACGAUACUUUGCCAGAGGCCCCCUCUCAAUCUCCUCGACGGAAAGAUGGGCGCCCGCCGUCUUGAGAAGCUUGGCGCAGUCGUCUUUUCCCGACAGCGUGGCCAGGAAUAGGGGCGAGUUGUCUGCCCUGUUGCGCUGGUGCACGCUGGCGCCGCGCGUUAGGAGCUCGAGCAUGAUUUCGGAAUUGCCCGAGACGGCGGCAAGAUGGACGGCGGUGUUUCCUGCGUAGUCGGCCGUCUUGAGGAGCUGGUUCCCGUCGCCAUCAAGCAGAUCCUUGACGACUUGGAUCUCGCCGUUUUGGAUGGCGUAGCCGAGGGCCGUGAAGGCAGACUCCAUCGGGGUGAGGCGAGAGCUGUAGUCGAUGGGGUUCGUCGGGUGGGAGAAGCUCUGGUGGGCAAUCUCGGUCAUCUCGCCGCGCAGGGAGCGCGAGAAGUGGCUGACAAUGUCCUUUUGCGAGAGGUCGGGCAGGGCGAUAAGGUGCGAGAGCUUGGCGAGGGCGGCCUCGGCGGUGAGGUCGAGGCCGAAGAUGACGCCCAGGCGGCCGAGCUUGGUGCCGGGGGCGUAGACGGGCG
Trichoderma atroviride IMI 206040 is the source of this 4968-nucleotide messenger RNA. RefSeq lists its product as uncharacterized. Gene Ontology annotation, biological process: protein deubiquitination; regulation of protein stability. The record is from RefSeq and is a predicted model, not a curated record. Gene Ontology annotation, molecular function: protein binding; cysteine-type deubiquitinase activity. Gene Ontology annotation, cellular component: cytosol; nucleus. Lineage: Eukaryota; Fungi; Ascomycota; Sordariomycetes; Hypocreales; Hypocreaceae.